AUGGAGGCUCCAACGCCUCAUCUCCUCCUCUUCCUCCUCUUAGCCGUCUCUUUCCUCUCCGCAUCAGUCGCUGACGAUGGAGCGGCAAUGCUCGCUUUGGCGAAAUCGUUUCGUCCUACGCCGUCAGGUUGGUCAACCACCUCCUCCACCGAUUGUUGCAAAUGGAGCGGCGUAAGAUGCACCUCCGGCCGCGUCGUUUCAAUCAACCUCGAAGGUUUAUCUCUCUCCGGCGGUUUAGCACCCGAGAUCUCGACUCUCUCCGAGCUCAAAUCCAUCGCUGUCCAGCGUAACAAACUCUCCGGUAAAAUCCCGUCGUUCGCUAAGCUCCCGUCUCUGCAAGAGAUCUAUAUGGACGAAAAUCUUUUCGACGGAGUUGAGACCGGAGCUUUCGCCGGACUCGUCAGCCUCCAGAUCUUGAGUAUGAGCGAUAAUCCGGAAAUUAGUGCUUGGAGUUUCCCUUCGGAGCUCGCGGAUUCGACUUCUCUCACCACAAUCUACCUCGACAACACCACAAUCUCCGGCGUUUUGCCUGACAUUUUCGGUUCCUUCGCUUCUCUCCAGAAUCUCCGCCUCUCUUACAACAACAUCACCGGCCCGUUACCUCCCUCGCUGGCGAAAUCCUCGAUUCAGAAUCUCUGGAUCAACAAUCAGGAAUCGGGGUUGUCAGGGACGAUCGAAGUGCUCUCCGGUAUGACGUCGUUGUCGCAAGCGUGGCUCCAGAAGAAUCAAUUCGCCGGACCGAUCCCGGAUCUCUCGAAAAGCGAGAAUCUCUUCGAUCUCCAGCUCCGGGAUAAUCAAUUAACCGGAAUCGUAUCGCCUUCACUACUUCCACUCGGAAGCCUCAAGAACAUUUCUCUGGACAACAACAAGUUUCAAGGCCCUCGUCCUUCUUUUCCAUCGGAGGUUGAGAAAGUAACCGCCGAGCACAACAAUUUCUGCACUACCAAAGCAGGAGAUCCCUGUAGUCCUCAGGUGAUGACGCUUUUAGCGGUGGCCGGAGGUUUGGGAUAUCCGUCGAUGUUGGCUGAUUCUUGGCAAGGAAACGAUGCUUGCGGCGGAUGGGCUUACGUCACCUGCGAUUCAGGUGGGAAGAACGUUGUCACGCUGAAUCUCGGGAAACAUGGAUUCGCCGGAUUUAUAUCUCCGGAGAUUGCAAAGCUCACUUCUCUCAAGAGCAUUUACCUCAACGACAACAACUUAACCGGUGUUAUCCCCAAGGAGUUGACUUCUAUGGCUAACCUCCAGUUAAUCGAUGUCUCAAACAACAAUCUCACCGGAGAUAUACCGAGUUUUCCUCCGUCGGUGAAGUUUACUCACUCGCCAGGUAACGUUUUGCUGGGAACUAAAGCCGGAGAUUCUUCAACUCCUGGAGCCGGUUCUAAAACCAAUAGUAGUCCCGGUGGGUCUUCUGGUAAAAAUGGCGGAAGUAAAGCUCCUGUGAUCAUCGGUGUGAUCGUAGCGGUUCUUGUUUUCCUCGCUAUUUUAGUGUUCGUGGUUUACAAAUUCGUUAUGAAGAAGAAGUAUGGGAAAUUUAGAAGGACGGAUCCUGAGAAAGCAGGGAAGAUUAUGGUUAGUGAUGCUGCGUCUAAUGGUAACGGUGGUGGAUAUGCUAAUGGACAUGGAGGCAAUAAUAACUUCAACGCGUUGAACAGUCCUAGUAGUGGCGACAACAGUGAUCGUUUCCUUCUUGAAAGUGGAAGCGUCACCAUUCCGAUGGAGGUUCUUCGUCAGGUUACGAAUAACUUCAGCGAGGAUAACAUAUUGGGAAGAGGCGGUUUCGGCGUUGUCUACGCCGGGGAAUUGCACGACGGGACGAAAACCGCGGUUAAGAGGAUGGAAUGUUCAGCGAUGGGUAACAAAGGAAUGAGCGAGUUUCAAGCCGAGAUCGCUGUGCUGACCAAGGUCAGGCAUAGACAUCUGGUUGCUCUGUUGGGUUACUGCGUGAACGGGAACGAGAGGUUGCUUGUCUAUGAGUACAUGCCACAGGGGAAUCUCGGACAGCAUUUGUUUGAGUAUGCUACGGGAAGAGUAACGACGAAAGUGGAUGUGUAUGCAUUUGGAGUAGUUCUUAUGGAAAUGAUCACGGGAAGAAAAGCGUUAGACGAUUCAUUACCAGACGAGAGAUCUCAUUUAGUCACGUGGUUCAGGAGAAUCUUAAUCAACAAAGAGAACAUCCCAAAGGCGCUAGACCAAACCUUAGAGUCAGACGAGGAAUCGUUGGAGAGCAUUCACAGAGUCGUCGAGCUUGCGGGACACUGCACGGCACGUGACCCUCAACAGAGACCGGACAUGGGCCACGCGGUGAACGUGCUCGGCCCACUAGUGGAGAAGUGGAAACCGUCGUGCCAAGAAGAAGAAGAGAGUUUCGGGAUCGAUGUGAACAACAUGAGUUUACCUCAAGCUCUACAGAGAUGGCAACAAAACGAAGGAACGUCUUCUAUGUUCCAUGGAGACUUUUCUUACUCUCAGACACAGUCUAGUAUUCCUCCAAAGCCUUCUGGUUUUCCUAACACGUUCGAUUCAAAUGAUGGUCGGUGACUUAAAAAAAUCGAUGUUUACUAAGUUUUUUCUUCUUUUUUUUUUGUGAUAUGAUGAUUAAUAUUUUAUAUAUUGUAAGCACAUAUAUGCUGUAUUUGCGUCUGACCCACUUUGAGCCUUUUGCAUUUGUUCAUUCUUUUUUUUAAGAGAAAAUUGUAUUACGUAGCUUGUUUUUUGGAGAAAAGAAAAAGAAAAAUUUGAAAACUACUAGC
Messenger RNA from Thlaspi arvense, 2750 nucleotides. The record is from the annotation of a GenBank genome assembly. Lineage: Eukaryota; Viridiplantae; Streptophyta; Magnoliopsida; Brassicales; Brassicaceae.